Messenger RNA from Saccostrea echinata, 1701 nucleotides. RefSeq names its product calreticulin-like. Gene Ontology annotation, molecular function: calcium ion binding. The record is from RefSeq and is a predicted model, not a curated record. Gene Ontology annotation, cellular component: endoplasmic reticulum; endoplasmic reticulum membrane. NCBI's taxonomy places the organism in Eukaryota, Metazoa, Mollusca, Bivalvia, Ostreida, Ostreidae. The transcript has 9 exons. Gene Ontology annotation, biological process: protein folding. Bases 75 to 1307 code for a protein of 410 amino acids.
ACCAUCUGUAAAGUCACGUGGACUACGCCGGCAUCUUCACUAUCAACAGUACAACUCUGGAGGACACGUCCAAGAUGAAAACGUGUGUUUGUUUGCUCCUUUUUGUGGGAGUUGCUCUGUCAGAACCAACUGAAUAUUUCAGGGAAGAGUUUGAUUCAGAAAGUUGGAAAGACAGAUGGACGGAGUCUACGUACAAAGGAGCUGACCAGGGUAAAUUUGUCUGGUCUGCAGGCAAAUUCUAUGGAGAUUCUGAGAAAGAUAAGGGAAUCCAAACCUCUCAGGAUGCUAAGUUCUAUGGAAUUUCUUCUAAGUUGGAGAAACCAUUUAGCAAUGAAGGAAAACCUCUGGUCAUCCAGUUCACAGUAAAGCAUGAGCAGAACAUUGACUGUGGUGGUGGAUACAUUAAACUUUACCCCAAAGAUCUGGACCAGAAAAACCUACAUGGAGAUUCUCCAUAUUUCAUUAUGUUUGGACCUGAUAUUUGUGGACCAGGCACCAAAAAAGUCCAUGUCAUUUUCAACUACAAAGGAAAGAACUUGCUUUGCAAGAAAGAAAUCCGUUGUAAGGAUGAUGUUUUCACUCACCUGUACACUCUUGUCAUCAAUCCAGAUAACAGCUACGUGGUGAAGAUUGACAAUGAGAAGGUAGAGAGUGGACAGCUGGAGGAAGACUGGGACUUCCUGCCACCAAAAAAGAUCAAGGACCCAGAGGCCAAGAAACCCGAUGACUGGGAUGAGAGGGAGAAGGUUGAUGACCCUGAUGAUAAGAAACCAGAAGACUGGGACAAGCCCGAACACAUUCCUGACCCAGAUGCUAAGAAACCUGACGAUUGGGAUGAUGAGAUGGAUGGAGAAUGGGAACCCCCACAGAUUGAUAACCCAGACUACAAGGGAGAAUGGAAACCCAAGCAAAUUGAUAACCCUGAUUACAAAGGCAAAUGGGUCCACCCAGAAAUUGAUAACCCAGAAUACACUCCUGACACUAACCUUUACAAAUAUGAUGAUAUUGGAGCAGUAGGAUUCGAUCUUUGGCAGGUGAAAUCUGGUACAAUUUUUGAUAACAUCCUGGUUACUGAUGAUGAAAAAUAUGCUGAAAAAGUUGGAAAAGAAACAUGGGGAGAAACCAAAGAUCCAGAAAAGAAAAUGAAGGAUGGACAGGAUGAAGAAGAGAGAAAGCAGAGGGAGGAGGAAGAGAAGAAAAGGAAAGAGGAAGAAGAAAAGAACAAGAAAGAUGAUGAUGAGGGUGAAGAUGAUGAGGAAGAGGAGGAGGAUAAGGAUGAAGAGGAUAAAGUUAAAGAUGAAUUAUAAUAAACCAAUUGAAUUAGAUCUUAAAGACAUUUUGCAGUGUUUAGGAAGACCAUUCAUUCUUACCUCUUCAUUGCUCACUACACAAUUCCAUUAAUCAUGAUGAGCCAUUCAUGAAAUUGUGAAUGAGUAACUGUUGAAGUGUAAAUGUGUUUAAAUGUGUGUGUGUAUACCUGAGGAUGGAUGUUUGUGAACUGAAUGUUGAUGUUAGAUGGAAUAUAGUUUUCUACUUUGGGGACAUUAUUUAUUGUUUUCAUUUUCAGCAGAUAGCUUUACUUAAAUAAGCAAAAAUCAAAGGGUGCAUUUCCAUUCUUUUUAUCUCCUUGAAAAAGAACUAAUGUCUGUUGUUAAGUAUAAUUUAUUCAUGAAAAGUGAAUAAAAGUGGGGUUUUAAUAAA